UUUUCUGUGGAUGGUGUUGCCGUCAGCGAGAGGAAAAGAUUCGGCUAGGCUAGGGAAGCGCAGUUAAAGGCUGAUUAUUCUGGGGGAAGAGGCAGCCAGGAGAGUUGAGAAGGGCGAAGGCAAUAGGGUUUACAGUCUGUAAGCGAGUGUUAAAAUUGUUCUGUUAGCGUGGAAGCGUGUCUUCGAAGGUGUUUUUAUGAAUGCACCUCUUGACCUUAAACGUAGUAUAUAAACUAGGGUGUGUGUGUUACGCGUUGUAUGCUUGAAGAUCCGGUACUAUUAAAAAGGUGCUAACAAUUGUGUAUGGGGGAAGAAAAAGCGCAGUGUGGCCGUGGAGGAGGUGUGGGGUAGCGUGACUUUUCCGGGUGGCAGUUGUUGGAACAGCUGGCUGCUGGUGGUCAUAAGGGGGCGCUAGAGACAGUUGUGCAGGCGAGCUGGGUAAACAAGUUGUGUCAGUUACUCAGUGCCAUCCUGGGUGGUCCCGUAUAGGAGUCGUCGAGCAGAUCCGAUUUAGAGAACUCAGGUUAUUUGACGUGUGCGCGCGUGUUUGUAACGGAGAUGGGCCCCCUGCUGUCUUUCGCGGUUGGGCUCUUGCUGCUCUUUCUGUGGGCCCGCUACAAGGGGAUUGCGUAUGUGUUGGUCCAUCACCGCUGGAUUUUCGUGUGCCUCUUCCUGUUGCCCCUUUCUGUCCUUUUCGACAUCUAUUACCAGUUCCGCGCCUGGGUUGUGCAGAAGCUCCACAGUGCUCCCCGACAGCAUAACCUGCGAGUUCGCAAUAUCCAGGAGCAGGUACGAGAGUGGAAAAAAGAAGGCCAAAGAACAUAUAUGUGCACAGGCCGCCCUGGCUGGCUUACAGUAUCUCUUCGCGUUGGAAAGUACAAGAAGACUCUUAAGAACAUAACAAUCAACUUGAUGGAUGUUUUGGAGGUGGACGCUGAGAGAAUGGUUGUCCGUGUGGAACCUUUGGUCUCAAUGGGACAGUUAACUGCACACCUCAACCCCAUGGGCUGGACUAUUCCAGUGGUACCAGAACUUGAUGAUCUUACAGUAGGUGGCUUGAUCAUGGGGACUGGCAUUGAGUCUUCCUCCCAUAUUUAUGGACUAUUUCAGCAUUCUUGUGUGGCCUAUGAACUUGUUCUUGCUGAUGGGAGCCAUGUGAGAUGUACACCAAAGGAGAACUCAGACUUGUUUUAUGCGGUGCCUUGGUCUUGUGGCACACUGGGCUUCCUGGUGACAGCAGAAAUAAAGAUGAUCCCAGCUAAGAAAUAUGUGAAGCUACAUUAUGAGCCCGUGAGAGGAUUGAAGACAAUCUGUAAGAGAUUUGCUGAAGAAUCUGAGAAGAAAGAGAAUCAUUUUGUAGAGGGUCUGGUUUAUUCUAUGGACGAAGCUGUCAUCAUGACAGGAGUUUUGACCAAUGAAGCUGAUCAGAGCAAGAUUAAUAGAAUUGGCAACUACUACAAAACAUGGUUUUUUAAGCACGUGGAGAACUAUCUGAAGACUAACAAGACAGGAACUGAAUAUAUUCCGGCAAGGCAUUACUAUCACAGGCAUACACGGAGCAUUUUCUGGGAGCUCCAGGAUAUCAUUCCGUUUGGCAAUAACCCUGUUUUUCGCUACCUGUUCGGCUGGAUGGUUCCUCCUAAAAUCUCCCUUUUAAAAUUGACCCAAGGAGAAGCAAUUCGAAAGCUCUAUGAACAGCAUCAUGUCGUACAAGACAUGAUGAUCCCCAUGAAAAGUCUUGAACAAUGUAUUGAAACCUUCCACAGUGACAUUAAAGUUUAUCCACUGUGGCUCUGUCCCUUCAUACUGCCUAAUAACCCCGGCAUGAUUCACCCAAAAGGAAACGAAGCAGAGCUCUAUGUGGAUGUAGGAGCCUACGGAGAGCCCAAAACAAAACACUUCGAUGCCAUGGCCUCCACCAGGCAAAUAGAAAAGUUUGUAAGGAGUGUUUAUGGUUUUCAGAUGUUGUAUGCAGAUUGCUAUAUGACCCGUGAAGAAUUCUGGGAAAUGUUUGAUGGCUCCCUAUAUCACAAGCUCAGGAAGCAACUUCAGUGUAACAAUGCUUUUCCAGAGGUGUAUGAUAAAAUCUGCAAAGCUGCAAGACAUUAAAUAUGAGUCGCCAAGGAAGCAAUCACCUUUUCCAGAGGUGUAUGAUAAAAUCUGCAAAGCUGCAAGGCAUUUCAUCUGACUUGCCCAAGGAAGCAAUCGGGAAGCUGGAUUUAAGAAUAACUAAUUGCUCUGUCCUUAACAAAAGUAUGUUGUUGCUGUCCCAAAGGCUUCAAGCAUAUUUGUGAUUUGAGGGUACAUACUCCUGCUUUUAUAUGAAAAUAUAACUGGUAAUUUCUUUUUAAAAUGUCUGUACUUAAUAAUUUUUUUAGAAAUUUCCAUUAUUAACCUGUAAGAUUUAAUUAAAGGUUUGCUGUAGAUUUAGUGAUAUCCUAUAGAAGGAGAGUGGAAAAAUCAGAGCCUUGAAGACUUAUAGAUAAACUACAAUCCAGCAAGUUAAUUGCCAGUGGGAGUUUUAUGGAAGCUCUGCUACUACAAAUGUCAUUGGUUGGGAUCCUAUAACCUAGAACAUCACCUCUUUCUGAGGGUAGUGCCAAAUACCUGCCAAAUGAGAAUGCCUUUCAAAUUAUGUCACAGUUGUCUAUAUCAUAUCACUAACCUUGCCCAGGAUUGCCAUUUUAAUUGUUAAAAGUAACCAUGCAUUAGACUCACAGUUGUAGAUCUGUCUGUCUAACCACUUGGAAGCUAUGGUUUGGAGGCAAUUUACACUGUUCCUAACUUCAGCCUUACUCUAAUUUUAACUAUAUUUUUCUUUAGUUUUCAUCAAAGUUUCUUUGAUGCAGGGAAACACUUGCAGGCAUGCACUGUGGAGUGAAUGAUAUAUUUAUCUUUCCUCUUUAUAAAUGCUACUGCUUUUGUCUUUCUUCUCUCCCCACCCCCUUCCUACAAGUUUCUUAGCACAGACUGCCGCUGGAUGGCUGCUGUUGUUUUUGGAACAUGUUGGGAUCUGUAUUUUGGGUUACAGACACAAGAUUACAGAUUAACCAAAAUCUUGUCAGAAAUGCUAGACUGGUCUCACUCUUAAUAGUACACAGAGAGGAUUGCUACUGAUUUGACACGAGCAGAGUGUUUUCAUGUUUGUGCCUACCUAUUAUGCUUUGUUCUUUGAGCGUGUCAACAAGCAUAUAGAUAGAGGUGAUCCAGUGGACAUAGUGUACUUAGACUUUCAAAAAGCGUUUGACAAGGUACCUCACCAAAGGCUUCUGAGGAAGCUUAGCAGUCAUGGAAUAAGAGGAGAGGUCCUCU
Molecule: messenger RNA, 3312 nt
Organism: Rhineura floridana
Lineage: Eukaryota; Metazoa; Chordata; Lepidosauria; Squamata; Rhineuridae
Product: delta(24)-sterol reductase-like
Exons: 9
Coding region: 559-2109 (516 amino acids)
Biological process (GO): steroid metabolic process
Cellular component (GO): membrane; cytoplasm
Molecular function (GO): Delta24(24-1) sterol reductase activity; FAD binding
Source: RefSeq, a predicted model, not a curated record